UUUCAUCUGUUUAUUUUGUCGUCGCCGGCGAAGUUGGUUCGUUGGUUGGCGCGGUGGGUUUCACGUAGUACACGUGUAAUAAGCGUUCUCAGCACUUUUGAUUUGCCGUUGGCUACGCAAGCUUCAAGUUAUAGCUUCCAAAUGCAGUACCUCGGUGCCCUCUCCUUACAAGUUCUUGCUCUUUUCACACUUUGCUGUAUAGCGUUUUGUGAGCCGACCGUGCAGGAGCUGAAGUGUCAAGUGUGCAAAGCGUUGGUGACAGAGUCGGUUGCGGCUAUUGCAAAGGUUGACCCUAAAAAGAAGAUACCUGUCGGAAGCUUCAGGCUGCAAGCCGAUGGAACUCAGAAGCAAAAAACGAUUCCUUACGCUGGCUCGGAGGCGCACAUGCACGAUGUCCUCGACGAAGUGUGCAGCCAGAUGGACAAUUACGCACAGGCGACACACAAGGAGAACGGAGAGCUCAUCCUCGUGAAUCUCAGCAAGGACGUUGACAAGCUGAGCACUUACCAAGUUGUCCCUGACCCCACUGCUAAUGGAAAAAUUCGGCAGCUCUGUGAAGAUAUGAUUGGGGAGUACGAAGACGAUUACAUGCGAGUUUUCUCAAAGCACAAGAUAAGGGUGGAGCCCCAAGCCUUCAGGUUGCUUUGUGAAAACAACAAAGAAAUCUGCGGAGAAAAGGCGAAGGAAGAGCUGUAGCUGCCAUUCUACACUUCACUGUCACUACCGUGUGUGCAGGCCCACGUGAUGGUAGAACUUUUCAAGAACAAAAAAAUUUUGUCGAAAGGCACACCCAAGUCUUCAGUGCUGACGUUGCAUUCCUAUUUAUUUGGCACCAUGUGCCAGCAUUCAUUUCUUUGUGUGAUGUUAUGUUGUGACAACUAUGAGACAGCCUUAUAUGGUUCUUAACGGUUAAACCAUUCAGUCCUGCUGAGGGCCCAAAAAACAAAAAAAGAAAACACAUUUAACGUUUUUUUUGUUUUUUUUUUUUUGGAGGGCAGUGGGGUUGCACUCACUCUCUUAGAUUUCACCCAUAUUCCAAACGUACGAUAGUUUUGAAGCGUAUCUUUGCUCAAAUAUGCGUUACUGCUCUAUACAAUAAAAAAUGCUCUUGAGAAAAAGAA
Rhipicephalus sanguineus (brown dog tick) is the source of this 1121-nucleotide messenger RNA. RefSeq names its product protein canopy homolog 2 (gene sel). Gene Ontology annotation, cellular component: endoplasmic reticulum. Bases 142 to 696 code for a protein of 184 amino acids. The record is from RefSeq and is a predicted model, not a curated record. The transcript is spliced from 5 exons. Lineage: Eukaryota; Metazoa; Arthropoda; Arachnida; Ixodida; Ixodidae.